This is a messenger RNA of Ostertagia ostertagi, 375 nucleotides long. NCBI's taxonomy places the organism in Eukaryota, Metazoa, Nematoda, Chromadorea, Rhabditida, Trichostrongylidae. The record is from the annotation of a GenBank genome assembly.
CCGUUGUUGGCUCAUCCUCCUCGCAGCCUUUUCUUCCGACAGAAGUUAGUGUGGUGGAAGAACGAUGUAGCUCGACCUCCAUUGCCUGAGUUCGUGGAAAUUGCACGGGAACGAGUGCCAAACAUGAACGCAAACGUUCACCAUGAGCGAACUGUUGCUGGGCCAUCAAGUCGAACUAGGAACAGAUCUCGAGUAACUCCGUUUUGUCCAUGUUUCUCGCCAACGGUAAGCGAUUCUGACACUGAUGACGACAAUGCAGUGCAAAAUGCUGGAAGAAGUUGGAGCAGCUCAGUUGCUGAAAUGGUUCGACAACGCCUUGCAAUAGUAGGCGAAGCAGCUAAUCAAUUGGCUGGGCCAGCAAUUACACGACGAUCG